AACAUGAUGGACGAGAACUGCAAACACGGAGCCACAUGCAUGAGAUCAGACGACAAAAUUUGUAGUGAUUUGAGCUUACCUCUACAGCUUUGAAAUCCUAACAUUUUGUUAUCUUUGACUUCUUCCACUAGUCCCAUGAUAAAUUUUUUUACAAGUAUAAAUGUAGAUGUGCUUUUUGACUACAAUCCAUGCCCUAAUUAUUUAUUUAUUCAUAUCCUUCAAUUAUUAAUCUAGAUGAUGGUGAAAAUCGUUCAGGGAGUGCUUAAAACUGCGGAUUAUUAAUAAUAGUUAAGCAUGAAAAUGGGUGCCGUUUAAUUAGUUUACUAAGCAAAGUCACGAUGCCUUCUUAAACCGUGCAUAAAUCAAGAAAGAUGUUACAAAGUGCUGCCAUUUUAUUUUAUUUUUGUUUAAUUUUAUGGAACUCCAAAUAUUUUGUUCUUUCAUUCUCCUUUAAAAAGAAACUUUACCCUCUACUGGUUGGAGGUCCCUUACUGCUAUUGAGAAAGCGACUGGUUAAAGGGCCAGCAUCCCCUGCUAUUUCCUUUCUCCCUCAGUCUCAUCAUAUUAUUACUCUUUCUACAUGUUCUGUUUCAAAUUUCCUUCUUAUACGUCUCAGUUUGGCCCUCACAAAACCCUUUUGAAUACAAAUACAAAUACAUAUAUAGCUAGCUAGUCUUCUAUAUCCCAUCCCAUAACAGUUAACACACACAUACCAAACAACUCUCAUCUUGAUUUCAACUCUCCCGCUCUCUAAGAUUUAAUCAUGCCCAUCAAAUCCUUUCUACUUUCCAUUUUUCUCUUGUCUCUUUCCAUGCAUGCAUUAUGCAAUGCUCGAAAUAUUGGGUUUGUGAAAGAGGGUUUUCAUGCAGAAGUCUAUUUCUCUGCCAAGGUUGGAGAGGAGGUCGAACAAAGCAUGGAUUCAGUUCAUGGAACUAAUGACAGAGAGGACAUCAGUGAAAAGAGUACUCCUGGUGCUGCAAUUAUUACUCAAGAAUCAAAGGAUUCAAAGGCAGUUACCAAAAGUUCAGGUCAUGAUCAAAAUCCCAUCAAGCCUCUUGUUCCAGUUUCUUGGCGUGUGCCGCACAAGAACCUCCAUCAAAUCCCUGGGUUUCAAUCAGAUUAUGCUAUGCCUAGAACACGAACACCUUCUCAUAACUGAUUAAUCUCCCUCUUUGAAUCUUAUG
Molecule: messenger RNA, 1184 nt
Organism: Populus euphratica (Euphrates poplar)
Lineage: Eukaryota; Viridiplantae; Streptophyta; Magnoliopsida; Malpighiales; Salicaceae
Exons: 2
Coding region: 764-1159 (131 amino acids)
Source: RefSeq, a predicted model, not a curated record